AUGGAUUCAGUGAGAAAUAAAAGAAAACAAUUCCUCCAUCUGAGAUCGUCGUAUUCUUCCAAUCCAUCGUUUUCGAAUCUACCCGUUAAAAUGACUUCUACCGUCAAAAAGAUGGACACAACAUCCACAACAACAACAAAAAAGGCCGUUGCAAAAGUGCCUGAAGUUUUAUUGAAGAAACGUAAACUUUACGCUGACCUCAAAGCAAAACGUCUUCGUUCUCAAGUUCAAGCAACAAAAAACAAGAAAUACAAACGUUUAGUUGUCUUCAAACGUGCAGAAAAAUAUGUUAGUGAAUAUCGUAAGAAAGAACGAGAUUUAAUUCGUCUUAAACGUUCAGCUAAAGUUCGUAACAACUAUCAUGUUGAAGCCGAACCUUCACUCGCCUUUGUUAUCCGUAUUCGUGGUAUUCGUGGUGUACAUCCACGUGUGAAACAAGUCUUACGCUUAUUUCGUUUACGUCAAAUUAACAACGGCGUUUUUGUCAAACUCAACAAAGCUACCGUUCAAAUGUUACGUAUUGCUGAACCUUACAUUGCCUGGGGUUAUCCAAACUUGAAAUCCGUUCGAGAACUCAUCUACAAACGCGGUUUCGGCAAAGUCAACAAGCAACGUAUACCAUUAUCCGAUAACAGCGUCAUAGAAAAAGCGCUCGGCAAACAAGAUAUCAUUUGUAUGGAAGAUCUUGUUCAUGAAGUGUUUACCGUUGGCGAAAACUUCAAAAAGGCAACAAACUUUCUCUGGCCGUUCAAAUUGAACAAUCCAAAAGGUGGCUGGCGCAAGAAAGCUAAUCACUUUGCUGAUGGAGGUGAUUUUGACGUGUUACAAAUGUAUUGUUUUUCACGUUCUACUCGAUUUUUCAAUGCUCAUCUUCAGCAGCAUGAGAAUAACGGAAUAAAAAAGAAAAGAACAUCGUUGAUUUGA
Messenger RNA from Adineta ricciae, 924 nucleotides. Lineage: Eukaryota; Metazoa; Rotifera; Eurotatoria; Adinetida; Adinetidae. The record is from the annotation of a GenBank genome assembly.